CGCCUACAGCUCUCCGGCGACUGGAGAUAAAACUGCGUCCUGAGGGAGAAGUUGGCAGGAACGGCGAGCAUCUCGCCUCGGACUCUUCAUUAAAAACAACAUCUCGCCUUCUUGCUUUCAUAUCGGCUGCGAAGAUGCGCGCCGCUGGAGAGAGAAAAGGGGCCAUGUCAAGUCAUCGUGGUAACACAGAGCAGGGGCAGCCUGCUCAAGUUUGAGCCUGUCCCAGAAUGCACCAGCUGUUCCGUCUAGUGUUGGGACAGAGAGACCUGUCCCGUGCAGGAGACCUCUUCUCUCUGGAUGACAGCGAGAUUGAAGACUGCCUGUCCCAAGCCUUGGAGGAAAUCAAAGUCAUAUCCUGUUCACCAGACUACUUGACCAAUGACAACGACCAAGCGGUGGUGGAGAUCUGCAUCACGCGCAUCACCACAGCCAUUAGAGAAACGGGUUCGAUCGAGAGGCACGGAGCAGCUCUUGUGUCGUUGUGGGAGUCUUGUCUCGAGCAUAACCUCCAGCCGCAGGGGAAAGAUGAAGACACACCCCAUGCCAAGAUCGCCUCCGACAUCACCAGCUGCAUUUUGCAGAAUUACAACAGGCCUCCAGUGAUGGCAUUAGCAGUCCCUGUGGCGGUGCGGUUCUUGCAGCAGGGGAACCAAGAGCUAAGCAGAAACAUGUCCAGCUACUUGUCGCUUGCUGCCAUUGCUAAAGCUGAACUCCUCGUGCAACACACUGAGGCCAUCACCUGCAGCGUGCUGGGAGGCAAUGCCAUGCUGUUGAGAGUGCUGCCAUCUGUGUAUCCACGACAAUCAGAGCCUAUCCAUCAACACAUCCGUGAGCUGGUAGCAAUGAUGUCCCAGUUGGACCAGGCCGGCAGACAACACCUGCUCAGACUACUGCAGAUGAUCUCUGACCUUCACCCCUUGGUAUUGUCGUCUUUGGUGCCAUCGUUGAUUGGUUAUGUCAGUGACAGUGAUCUCAGUGACACUGCUUUGGGUGUGUUGGUGAACGUGGCUCAGGCAAGCCCCGUCUCUCUCGUUCCCUUCCUGUCCACACUUAGAAAUGUCGGUCAGAAGAACCCUUGGUUGCUGGGACACAUCGCUAAGAUCCAUGGGGCAGUGGGUCUGAUUAGUGAGGUCCAGGCUCGCGGGGCGCUGCAGUAUCUGGUGUCACUCCUGGCAAGCAUGGAGCACAGCGCCCAUCACACACUACUGCUGGAGAUCCGUUGCCUCACCGACCGCUAUACCUCCAUCCUGGGUGGUGGAGGAAAAGACAUCUACCGCAUGAGCAACAGUUUCACCGCCAUCGCUCGACUGCUGGGCCGCAAGCUGGAGGCUGACAGCACACUUAUCAGAGAGGAGGAGAAGGUACAGGAUUUGUCCAGGUCAUGUGAAGCAGAGUCUGGUUCUGACAUGUUUUCUGAGAACCAGCGUCUGCAGGUGAAGAUCCAGGCUUUCGAGCAGAAGAUGGGUGAUGAUGUGGAGGAAUUUGUGGAAGAGGAUGCUUCUCCUGGUCCUCAGAGACGCCACAGUGUGGGUCAGGCAGCACGAGACGAGCGCAGAGAGAUGAGGUUCAACAGGUCAAAGAGUCUGGCUCUUCACGCUGUACGCACACGAUCCAUUAACUCUGACAGCAGUCCAGAGGGAGAAGGGGCAGAUCUGAGCGCGGAACUUGAUGUCUGUGAGGCCAUUCCUAGUUUAGAGACUGGUUCUGCCCUCACGACCCUGCAGGAGAACCACAAACUCACAGAGACUGAACCUGACACAUCUCCAAACAGUGAGGGGCAAAAGGUGGCAGCUGGAGAUCCCCAGGAGGGAGAUCGACUCUGGAUCCACCUAAGAGACAACAUGGAAGAAAUCAAAACCUUCUGUGCAGAAAUGAUCAAGCAAAUCCCCAUACCUGAGCACUGUGUCGUUGAAGACUCACAUCAUGGCUGUGUAGCCAAGCUGUCCUUUUCCUGUCCACUGAAAGGACACUACUGCCUGUACGGAAAGUCCUGUUUCUCACUGUGUAGCCGUCAGCCACACCUCUGGAUCCAUAUCAUGCUACUGGCCCUGCAGAGUAAAGUGAGCGAGGCGUUGUGCUGUCAAGAUGAGUGUGUCAUCCAGCUGAGGAAACUUUGGGAGAAAACACAGCUGAAGGGAGCUCACAGCUUUGAGCUGGCCAUGACCCAGACAACUGUUCCUCACAAGAAGGAUGUGGACAGUUUGCAGAUGUAUCUGGAUGAGGUUCGUUUCUUUGACCUGUUCAGCUACAGUGAGGAGGAGGGUGGCUGGCUCUGUUUCAUGUGCAGUAACCCUGAAAAAGCAACAGUUGUUAACCAGGAUGGCCAGCCACUCAUUGAAGGGAAGCUGAAGGAGAAACAAGUGCGCUGGAAGUUCAUUAAAAGGUGGAAAACACGUUAUUUUACCCUUGCAGGCAACCAGCUUCUCUUCCGAAGAGGAAAAUCAAAAGACGAACUGGACAACAGCACAAUUGAACUUAGCAAAGUGCAAAGCGUUAAGGUGGUUGCGAAGAAGAGGCGUGAUCGUGGGCUGCCCAGAGCCUUCGAGAUCUUCACCGACAGCAAAACCUAUGUGCUGAAAGCUCAAGACGAGAAGCAUGCGGAAGAGUGGCUGCAGUGCAUUAAUGUAGCUGUGGCCCAGGCCAAAGAACGUGAGAACCGCGAGGCCACAACAUACCUGUGAUCCUUGUUUUGAUGAGGAUCUCGUGGGCCAGAUGGGUGUGUCUUAUUGCCACAUUUUUUCCAUGGUGACAUUUUACUAACAUUAGAGACAAAAGUCACGUCUCAAUGCCACCUUCAACCUUUGCAGUCAUCCUCCACAUAAAUUCCUGCAAUGGCAAGCCACAAAGACUGUCAGUUGGUCCUUUGUUACGGUGAGCUUGGCAAAGGGCAUCAAGGGCACAUCGUGGCCAAAAAGGAUCCCUCAGGAGAAUCUUUAUGAAUCAUGAAAUGAUCAGUGGGACAUCCUACAGUCUUAUGGACUACUCAGACGCGUGUUAGGAAAGAGCACAAGACCACAAGUCAAAAUCAAGUGCGUCAUUUGGGACAUGACCAAAGAAAAAGAGUGACGUACAAUGAGGCUGAGCUGUGUGCCUGUUUUAAACUUUGCACUGAUGCUCGUUCUAUGGGUCAUAUCUCAGCAUUUUUAAAACACCGAUCAUGAUUUAAUUCAUCUUUGUCAUCCAGAGAAGUAUAGAAGACUUCUUUAGAAUCAGCAAUCACAUACAUUCAGAGCUGUCACAGUUAACACGUUAACGCAUACGUUACAUUUUAACACCACUGCCUCGUUUAUUUAGUUUGAUGCUAUAUUCUUUAGUUGCUGUCUCAUCGUGUUUCAUGAUUUCUCUUUUUGGUAUUUGUGUGAGAUGAGUAACAUUUUACAACAUAAGCAGAAUCCGCAUAAAUUCAUGAACCUAGUAAUUAAAUAGUCUGAUUUUAUUUCCUUGAUAAGUAACUGAAUGCCAUAGCUUGUUAACUAGAACCAUUAUAGGGUUAAUCCAGGAGUUCCCAAACUUUUUUGGUCAGCCACACCGCUUAGAUUUAAUAUUUCUUCUAUUUACUUGAACUACAUUCUGAGAUUUGAAGUUAAUAUUUUAAUAAUUUAAUGAAAUAUUUACAUGUUCACGCUUCUCUAAUGUUGAUACUAAUCAUAAUAAAAAAGUAUACAAUUAUUAGUAGUAUGUUUAAAUUUUUUUAAAAUAGAAAUGCAUGUGGUUAUACAGUACACACUUGUUUAAAAUAUAAAUAUUAUUAUAUAUUACUUUUUAUUAUAAAUAUUUGAUCAUAAAAAAGCCAAUUUAUUUUAAUUUGAUCAAUUUUCAUUAUUUUCUUUUUUUUAUCAACCCACGAGCCCCUUGCAGUACUCCUGUUUGGGAAACCCUGGUUUAAUCAAUUGACAGCCCUCCUCUACAUGGCAUAAAGUAAGCUCUGAAGUUUUCAUAAUCUUGAAUUCUACUGCCAGCUCCUCUGCGCUCCCAGAAUACAGCAAGAGCCAAUGUUAUCUCGACAGCAAUAAUAUUAUACUACAUUUAGCACUCAACUCACAAACCAUGCUAACUGUUACAACAUACAGCAAUAAAAGGAAUUAAGCUGGAUCGAUUUCAGAAAAAGGACCAAAAGCAUUAAGAAGUGCCUCUAAUAAUCAUUGCAUGAAAGAUACAAAUCUAUUAAUGUAGUGGCAAAACAGAUUUUGGUACACGCUGUUCUUUGGCCACAGAAACUUGCGUGUCAGAAAUGUUGAUCAAUGUCUUCUUGAAUAACAUAGAGGACCUCUCCAAAGUUCUAGGGAACCGCAGAACAAUGGCGGUGAAAGAAAUUCGUUCCACUGGUAUCUGUUUCAGGACUGUUUCGUGCUUUGGGGUGGGCUUUCGUGUCUCAAGGCAAACCUUGUCCCUAUUUCUCAAUAUUUAUCCAUGGAUGAAUACCAGUUGUGUUGUACAGUAACAGUGACUCAAAUGUGACUGAAGCCUUUUAUCUAUUUAUAGUACUAAUAAUUUUGUCAUGCAAAGACACACUAGGCCUCCUACAAUAUUUUUUGCCCUGCGACAAAAAGUAACUGAUUGCAUGUAAUAUGCAUUAUGGAAUCAGAUUCCAAAAAUUAAGUAUAUUACCUUAUAAAGUGCUCAUAAUCAGAUUACAGUUACUUUUUAUGGAUUACAUAGUUACAUAUUAUUCACACAGUGGUAGUACAUUAUGCAUAAUUUAACGAGUCUCUCUAACCUAUCUUUUAAAUUUUCCUUUGUAUAAAUCCUACUAGAAAUCAUCAGCUUUGACUAUAUUCACAAAGACAGACAGAAAAUAAUAUUAAAGAUUAAUAAAAAGUCAUCUAAAAAGUAGAGAAUGCAUUACCUAAAGUAGAUUGCAUUCAAGUAGAUCUAGAUUGCAUUACUAAAUACAGUUUUCAUUUUUGUAAGUAAUCUACCUAGAUCUGUUGACAAAUGGGUUUGGUUCCAAUAUGUUUAGAUUCAGAAAGAACAGUGAAAAUGUAUUCCAAAAAAUUCUUUAUUUUUUUAUCUGCUUAAGUGUUAAAAUAUUUUAUGCGAUUUCAGUUUUUUAAAGAUCAUCGUGCAUCUAAUCGUGAUUUUAAAAAAUGCUGUGGGGAAAUUUACUAAUAAUUAAUAUUGCGCAGUUUAUUUACAAGCAUUGUUUUGUUGCCUGGUUCAUUGAAGGAAAUAAGCAAUGACUCAAACGUACCCACAAAAUUCGUCCUGAACACAGUGUGCAUGGCACAGUUCCCCACAGUGCACUUUGAUUCUUACUGCCACGUUAUGACUAAACUAAAAUAAAGCUAAUUUAGAGAGGUUUGUGUAACAUUUAAUAUUUCAGCAUAAUUAGCUUUUGGUUAAACUAGAUAAAAGGUUUGUGAAUAGAUAAAAUAUCAUGCACCAGGGCCAUGCAUUGUGAAAUAGUUUUCAUGCAUUUGUUUUUGGGGGGGAAAAAAAACUGCUUUAAACUGAAAGUAGCUCAAACUGGUAGCUGUAUGUCACUAGAUGAUGAAGAGAUCAGUGGUGAGAUCUCUGGUCAGAUGAGAAUUUUUGUAGUGCUGGAAGUAGCUAUUUUUGUCCUUAAACUUUUUAAAAAAGAUGCGGAAAGUCAAUAAUCUAGUUAGAAAAAAAGCUAAAAGUGGCAUUGACUUCUCGGCUGGUCCUCCAUUGUCAUUUCUCCUCUUUAUAUCUCCUUAUAUAGUUCCUUCGUGAGACUCUAUAGACAAAUGUGGCACACAGGUGUCUCUCAUUAUCACUCAUGCCACUGGCCUCGCUCCGUUCCCACGACUCUCGGCCCUGCCCUGUUUGCCAAAAUGAUAUCAUACACAGGGGUCUGCCUGAGGUAUUCGUCUUUUAAUGCUUUCUCUAUGAUAAAUUGGCUGCUUUCGUUCUUCGCUUGAGUGGUUUUUGGAUGACUCCGUUCAAAAUGAGGAUAUUUAUUGAGGUAAGAAUCGAAUCAAUUAAUGAUUGGAUUCGUGACACAAAACAUUUGGCAUCUUGAAGCACCUUUAUUUUUAAAAGUAUCUCUUAACCCAGGGUUAAAUGUGGCAUUAACCCAGGGCUAAAAAAAAGUUGAAAUGGCACGAAAAGCUCUGUUGUAUUUGAAAACAGAAGUAUGUCCGCAGAUGUUUCUUGUUUUGCUUCACAGUGUUGAUUUCCUCUGUUUAUUUACUUCAGUUGACAACAUAAUCCAGUCAGGAUGCACGUCAGCAUCUUGUAGCAUUUGUUCAGAUCUCACACCCCUAAUGGCCCGUGACAGAUGGGUUUUCAGCUCAGCAAGGUGUCUCAAGGUCCCAGGAUGGGGGAAGACCCCCAAAACACGUUUGCAUUUCCAUGGUUUGUACGUCAUUUACCGACUAUCAGCAUUCUCACAGUCAUCAUGUUGGGGUCUCUGAGCCAAAAUUCUAUUUAUUUUGAAAGUGUUUUGUUUUCUGUUUUUAGUUCAUCUGAUUUGAAAUGCACUUCCAGGCAGCUGUAUAAAUAUCUGUCCAAUUACUUGCUAAAUGAAGGUGUACACAUGGGUGCAUGACCUCUGUGACAUGAGCAUGGCGUAUGUUUGUGUUGUUUCUCCUUAGGGACGAAUGUCUAUUUUCUCUGUAUUGAACGCUGGAGGGUUUUGCCGUCUUCAAAUGAAGUUACUGAACUGUUUUUUGAUACUGGAAUGUACAGUGAAGGAACUACUGACUGUGAGAGGUAAUUUUUCAAAGACAUUCAGUGUUAAUAUAAAAUUUUAUAUAUAUAUAGAAGUAUUAGUCAACAUGAAAUUGACCCUAUUUACUUUCCUAAGAUGUUUUCUUGGUCUUGUUGUAAAAGAUUCAUCUGAUUAUGUUAUUCCAAAGAAUUUUGAUAUAUAAUUAUCCAUGUGAGAUCGUGGAUUAUGCGAGUAGCCAAAUCUGUUUAGCAUUGUUUUAGCAAACACAUUUUUUUAUUCUGAAUUCAUUCUGGUAGGGUACACCGUGUGUCCUGGUCAUGAUUCUCAUUAGGUAAAAUGAAAUCUGCUCCGUAUUUUUUUCUUGCAAAUAUGGUUGCAAACAGCAAUUCAUGUUGACAUUAUGAACAUUUGUAAUAAUUGUGAACACGAAAAGCACACUGGAUAAAAUAUUUGUUAGUUAUUUUAUUUUAAUUCAGUUUUUUUUUUUUUUAUCUGUAUUUAUUUUAAGUGUUUUCAACUAAACGCUGAAAUAUUACAGUAAUUUUUUGAAGAUUGACGUUAGUAGAAAUUUUCCAAAGCUUAAAUAUUUUCUUUAGAUGAACAGUUCCACUAAAUCUACCCAUUAUUGACUAAUAUAAUAAUAUUUGUUUUUAUUUGUUUCAAUAAAUAAAUCAUUAGAAUUAUUAUGGCGGCAUCUACUUUUAUUACUUCGAAUCACAGACAUUUAAAAGGAUAGUUCACACAAAAAUGGAAAUUCUGCCAAAGAUUUGUCACGCCAGUAAUCGCCCUCAUGUCAUUCCAAACCUGUAAGACCUUCAUUCAUCUACAGAGCACAAAUUAAGAUAUUUUGGUUGAAAUUCGAGAGCUUUCUGACUCUCCAAAGAAAACACUGUAACUAAAAUGCUCCCAGACCCAGAAACGUAAUAAGGACAUCAACUGGUCCAUGUGACACCAGGAGUUCAACCGAAUGAAGCUAUGAGAAUACCUUUUGUGCACAACGAAAAUAAAAAUAAUGACUUUAUUU
This is a messenger RNA of Puntigrus tetrazona (Sumatra barb), 7658 nucleotides long. It is a transcript of the gene veph1, whose product is annotated as ventricular zone expressed PH domain-containing 1. The coding region runs from base 228 to 2681 and encodes 817 amino acids. The transcript is spliced from 14 exons. The record is from RefSeq and is a predicted model, not a curated record. NCBI's taxonomy places the organism in Eukaryota, Metazoa, Chordata, Actinopteri, Cypriniformes, Cyprinidae. Gene Ontology annotation, biological process: regulation of signal transduction. Gene Ontology annotation, molecular function: phosphatidylinositol-5-phosphate binding. Gene Ontology annotation, cellular component: plasma membrane.